Aspergillus glaucus CBS 516.65 is the source of this 396-nucleotide messenger RNA. RefSeq lists its product as uncharacterized. NCBI's taxonomy places the organism in Eukaryota, Fungi, Ascomycota, Eurotiomycetes, Eurotiales, Aspergillaceae. Bases 1 to 396 code for a protein of 131 amino acids. The transcript is spliced from 3 exons. The record is from RefSeq and is a predicted model, not a curated record.
AUGAAAUUGAGAAUAGAAGGUUCGUCAAAGCGGGGUCUUGUCCGUAAAACAUUCAAGAUCCCUCUGGCCAACGACGAAUGGUACAUGGCGGAGACAAAUGGCAUCCUUAGGACGAGCUCAGGCGCAGUGCAGGCUGUCCUUGAAGUGAAGAAGACGCUGCGGAAGCACAUCCUUAUCCGGGUGCAAAAACAGGAGGCUGCAGAAGCCGCUUUUUGGAACCACAAAGAAACGAACUCGCAAGCACAACUUGCAAUGGACGGAUACCGGCCACUUCUGUCUCUCAAUUGCCACGAGGUCUUAGCAACUUUUCGCAAGGCCGAGCCCAGUUACGACGAGUAUCUGGAAUCAACUCGUUGUGUCACUGCAUUUUUUGACAUGCAAGCUUUCGGGCCUUGA